Lolium perenne is the source of this 1991-nucleotide messenger RNA. The record is from RefSeq and is a predicted model, not a curated record. Lineage: Eukaryota; Viridiplantae; Streptophyta; Magnoliopsida; Poales; Poaceae.
UGAAGAAUGGCCAUCGUGUGACUGCACAUGCAACAAACCGAGGUUGCUUCACCUUCCAUGCUCCCAUGUGCUGGCAGCUACCAGACAACUAGGGCUGGACUCAAUCUCUUUCGUCUCUCCAUAUUACGCGAAAGAGGCUGUGCUGCACACCUGGACCGGCGAGAUGGUCGGAUACAGAGUUGUGGGAAAUUUUACUACGGUGAUACCAAAUGAAAGGCGGUACAUCCCUGACCCAAGGUUAUUGCGUACAAACAGAGGUCGACGGGAGACAAGGCGCAUUAGAAAUGAUAUGGAUGAAGCAGAAGCGGGUGGUCCAACUAGGCAAUGUUUUCUCUGCAACCAAUUUGGACACAGGGACCCCCUAUGUCCCACUUUCUACCCAGCAGCUGCAGCGGCGGCGGCUAACCGAGGAAGGCGAGGCAACCGAGGAAGGCGUGGGAGGGGAAGAACUAGAGGGAGACAGUAGAAAAUUUGUAAUAUUUAUAAACUAUGCUUAAGUUGUAGUACGUGUGAACCAUAUUAGUCUGAACAAUGGUACAAUUUGUAAUAUUUCUGAACUAUGUUUUAAUUUGAAUUUUGUAUGAACUAUGCUUUAAUUUGUAAACUUUGUGAUCAAUGGUUUAAUUUGUAUCAUCUUUGAACAAUGCAACAAUUUUUGAUAUCUUUCUGCAGAUAUGGCGGCCCGCCCGUUGCUCGAUCCAGUGAUUGAUCAGAAACAUCGUGCAUCGCACUUGGAGUCCGACCCGCAGAGCAUCGACCCACUGCAGACCCGUACUCCAAAGAAGAACUGGAUGAUACACCCUCAGUGGGAAGACAGGUUGAAGUGGGCUGGACUACUACCUUUCGCUCGAUUAGUGGAGGCCCGAGAGAACGUUUCGCGUCUGAACUACGAUGCUACUUUGAUCACCUGCUUAGUGGAUCGAUGGAGGCCCGAGACCCACACCUUCCACUUUCGCUGGGGUGAGAUGGCUCCUACUCUAGAGGACGUGUCUAUGUUGCUGGGCCUUCCGUUGGCUGGUGAGCCCAUCGGCCCAUUGGAGGAACCCGUGGGAUGGAUGCACAGCAUGGAUGCACGUUUCGUUGGUGUUCGCGAGGGCGUUGGGCCUAUCUCUUUUGAGGCUCACGGCCCUCGUCAGGCGUGGCUACACGAGUUCCAGAUCGAGCAGUUCGGAUACCCCGAUGUACCGAUGACUGCGGCCCAGAUCACUCGCAGCUUGGAGGCGUACCUCAUGUGGCUACUCGGGAAGACGAUGUUCACGGACAAUCACGGGAACACGAUCAGUGCGCGGUACAUCCCUAUAGCUCAGGAGAUAGCAGAGGCCACGAAGCCAGAGGACAUCACACAGAGGAGCUGGGGUUCUGCGGUCUUAGCCGCUACGUACCGAGGUAUGUGUAAGGGUUGCCAGCUCACCUCGCAUGGUUCUGGAAUCGUUGGUUGCCCCCUCCUAUUGCAGCUCUGGUCCUGGACGAGGUUUCCCGUCGGCCGCCCUGAUAUUGGUGCUGGGUCUUGGCCGCCAGACGAGUUGUAUGACGCGGAUCGCAUCGACAUGCCGACGUUUGGUUCUAUAUGGACAUCGCGGAAGAGACAUUUUGGGCAUAAUCAGCUGCGGAAUUGCUACCCAGCAUUCACAGAGCAGUUUGACCUACUACUGGAGAGCGAUGUUAGUUGGGAGCCAUACAGUGAGGACCACCGCGACGAGACAUACCCAGGCGGUAUAUCGUUGAUGUGUACCAGAGAUUGGGCCUACUGGAUGACGAAGGCGAAGAUCAUCUUCGAUAUCUUCGUGGAGGAGAUGUCGCAGCAGAGGGUCAUGAGACAGUUUGGAAUGCGUCAGUUGAUCGAGCCACCACCUCCCACAGUUCCACUACCACCACGCGUCCACGCGUACAACAGAAAAGGAGCGAACAAGACUGGUCGUCGGAUGGGUACAGCUCCUGGGUCCAUACAUCGCUGGUUGGGCCAAUGCGCCGGCCGUGUCAUGGGCCACUAG